CCGAGAUCAGAUGCAGCCCACUUGCCACAAGCAAAGAAUUUCCAAUUGUGCCAUUCGCCAGGUAGCAUUUGUUUCUAUUGGCUGGUAAGGAUAAAAAGGUCAGCCUGCCCUACCAAAUAAAAUAAUUCACGCCAUAUUGUUGAAGCCUUAAACCUUAUCACGAGCCUAUAAAUACCUGAGCAUAACCCCGGCUUAUGAUUCUACCUGGGCCAAAUCAACAUAGCAGCAAUACAGAAAGACCUAGUACGAAGCUAGAUCGAUCCACGUUCGUUGCAGUUACUUGCAGGAUUCUGAAGAAAGAUUACCAAGAGUGAACAUGUACUCAAGAAGGACACUGCUUCACACUCCUUCAUUCUCUGGGGGGCAGCCCUCCGGACCAAGCCAGCCGGUGACCGACGGCGGCGCUCCGGGAAGCAACUUCGACGCGAACGUGGUGAUGAUCCUCGCCGUCCUCCUCUGCGCGCUCAUAUGCGCGCUGGGGCUCAACUCGAUCGUCCGGUGCGCGCUCCGGUGCUCGAGCCGGGCGGCGGCGGCGGACGCGGAGCCCAGUCGGGUGGCGCGGCUGGCCAAGGGCGGGCUGAGGAGGAAGGCCGUCCGGGCCAUGCCGAUCAUGGUCUACUCCGCGGGGCUGAAGCUCAACACCGCCUGCCCGAUGUGCACCAUCUGCCUCUCGGACUUCGAGGCCGGGGAGCACGUCAAGGUCCUCCCCAAGUGCAACCAUGGCUUCCACGUCAGAUGCAUUGACCGGUGGCUCCUCGCGCGCGCCACCUGCCCGACGUGCCGCCAGUCCUUGUUCGCCGAGCCGCACAAGGCGUGUGGGUGCUCCGAGGCCAGCCAGGUCGACCCGGCGCGUGUCCACUCUGUGCUUGUGCCGCUCAGGCCUGAAGGUUUGAUCACCACGUAUGAUUUUUAGUUGCUUCCAGUUGUUGCAUGAAAGAUGACGGAGCGGGGUGUAAAGCAACAGAAGGUUGUGUUCACUCGGUGUUGUUGCCAAAAACUGGCUUGUAGCCCUCUUACUCCUGCACAAUGUGUAGUCCCUAGCUAGUAGUGGAAGAAAUUGUACAUUUCCUCCGUGUUUCAGCAGCUCAUGUGUUGAUGUCAAUUAUUGCGAUGAGUUUCUGCGAA
This is a messenger RNA of Aegilops tauschii subsp. strangulata, 1125 nucleotides long. RefSeq names its product RING-H2 finger protein ATL72. Gene Ontology annotation, molecular function: transferase activity. Gene Ontology annotation, biological process: protein ubiquitination. NCBI's taxonomy places the organism in Eukaryota, Viridiplantae, Streptophyta, Magnoliopsida, Poales, Poaceae. The record is from RefSeq and is a predicted model, not a curated record.